This is a messenger RNA of Macrosteles quadrilineatus (aster leafhopper), 2205 nucleotides long. RefSeq names its product myogenesis-regulating glycosidase-like. Bases 161 to 2083 code for a protein of 640 amino acids. Gene Ontology annotation, molecular function: hydrolase activity, hydrolyzing O-glycosyl compounds. Lineage: Eukaryota; Metazoa; Arthropoda; Insecta; Hemiptera; Cicadellidae. The record is from RefSeq and is a predicted model, not a curated record. The transcript has 7 exons. Gene Ontology annotation, biological process: carbohydrate metabolic process.
ACAAUGCCACCACUAAUGACUAGUGCUAGUGAGUCAUGGUUGUCAGUUUGAAGCAACACAACAAUCAGUGCCAUGCUGAUAGAGACCACUAGCCCAUGUUACACCUACUUACAAAAUCUUUACGAGCAACAAACCGAAAGCUGAUAGUCUGCAUUUCGCCAUGCUUGAGGCCACCUUAUGUUUGGUUUUAAUGUAUGCAGGUUUGUGCAUCGGAGAGCCAGCAGUAAUUAAAAGACCUUUCAUCUUGGCUGAGGAUUUUAAUAUUGUUCUGGAAAAUGGAAAGCUCCUCUUCUUUUUGUCAAACAAUGAGAAUGGUAAAGUUUUGAGUGGAGAAUUAGGAAGGUCCCUGACAGAAAACAUGAUACUAAAUGAGACCAAGAUUUGUGAACACUCGCCAGACAACUGUGUUCAGUUUGGAAACAAUAUUAAUUUGUCUGUUGAAAAAACUAGCCAUUGUUAUCACAUUAAUUGGACAACAAUUGACAAUCUAAUAUUUGAAGAUUGUAUAGACUAUGGCAAUGAAAGUUGGUUUGGCGGUCCUCAGAACCUAGUACAAUAUUGGCCUUUCAACAAUAUGACAUUUAAAAGUUCUUCUUAUGUGACAAAGCAAGAUGAUGACCAAGCUAUAGCUGAACCUUACUGGGUUUCUACGUCAGGGUUUUACAUCUUCGUUGACAAGACCACUCCUCUCUUCAUAGAUUCUAACAAUGACUAUCACAAUGGCUUAUGCCUGAUUGGAAAACAGUCAAAUCCUUAUCUACCCAGAGGUAAGACGUAUUUGGGAUACAAGAUAUGUGCUCACCUUGACGUCCGGAGCGCUCACAUAAACGCUGUUAAACAAGAACUCAAAACUCCCUCAGGUAUCCCGGAUCGUAGAAUGAUACAGCAUCCCAUCUGGUCAACUUGGGUAAAAUUUAAAGUUGAUGUGAACGAGUCCGCUGUUCUUCGAUUCGCCGAGGAGAUAGUGUCUAACGGCUUCAACAACAGCCAGAUUGAAAUAGACGAUAACUGGGAAACUUGCUACGGGAGUGGACAGUUCAAUCUGUCGAGAUUCCCAGACAUGAAAAAUCUGAGUACAAAAUUGCAUGAAAUGGGGUUCAGAGUGACUCUUUGGAAUCAUCCUUUUGUCAAUACAAACUGUGAAUUAUUUAGUUUUCUGAAGAGUAAAGACUACUUGAUACAGACUCAGGAGGGUAACGUGACUUGUGAUUGGUGGAAUGGAGUCGGAGGUGUGGUAGACUUUACCAAUCCAGAAGCAGCUAUGUGGUAUUUAAAUCAUCGCCAGUCAAUGAUGGCUCAGAACAACAUUGACAGUCUGAAAUUGGAUGCUGGAGAGUCAGGAUGGCUCCCUCAGAUACCCAAAUUGAAUGCAGAUGUUACGCUCCAGCCAAAUGCCUUCACAGUUGCCUAUGUAAACACAUUAGCUCAACUAGGAAAUAUGAUAGAGAUCAGAACUGGCUACGGGACUCAGAAUCUGCCGGUUUUUGUUAGAAUGAUAGACAAAUACUCAUCCUGGUCUUUUGAAAAUGGUCUGCCCACUUUGUUGACGACGCUGCUCCAGAUGAAUCUUAAUGGCUACACUCUAGUAUUGCCCGACAUGGUGGGAGGCAACGCUUACAAACAACAAGUCGACAAGGAGCUUUUCAUACGUUGGCUGCAGGCAAACACCUUCAUGCCUGCCAUACAGUUCUCACUGCCUCCUUGGGAUUUUGACAAAGAGACAGUGGAGAUCUCAAAGAAGUUCACAUCUCUCCACUACUUAUACUCAGAUUACAUCAUCCGUCAGAUGGAGGAGUGUGUGAGAACUGGAGUUCCAGUUAAUGCUCCUAUCUGGUGGGUGGCUCCAGAAGAUCACACUGCUCACACCGUGUGGUCAGAGUUCAUGCUAGGAGAUAUAUUGGUUGCACCAGUGGUGGAGAAGGGAGCUAGACACCGAGAUAUCUAUCUUCCACGAGGUAGGUGGCGAGACGAAGUUGAUCCCAAUCACAAGAUAUACUCCGGUGAGAUGUGGCUGCGCAACUACUCUGCACCACUGGACACAUUACCAUUCUUCACUCUUAUUGGAAGUUCUGGAGAAUUCUAGUCAAUUAUUCAAACGGUUUUACCAUUCAAUCAUUCCACUCUUGUUGUGGCUUGUUUAAUAUUUUAAUUUAAGUAGGUUUAUAAACAGUGUACCUAUUCUUCUUCUAAAUAAAUUAGCAUUAA